AUGUCGAGCACUCACGCUCUGAAUCUUUCUAUCUCUCUGGCUUAUAUUCGACGGAAACGACGCUCACGCAAGUGGAACCCGGUGGUUCGCGGCCUGGCAGAAGCCCCAACGUUGAACGAGAUCACACGACGUUUCCGUAUGAGCAAGGCCUUGUUUUUAUCUCUUCUAGAUGCUAUUGGAAGCUACGACCCAUAUUUUACGUGGAAGCAGGACUGCACUGGGAAAAAGGUGUGCAUCCUGCUAUUAAAGUCACAGCAGCAUUGA
Phytophthora nicotianae INRA-310 is the source of this 264-nucleotide messenger RNA. RefSeq lists its product as hypothetical. The transcript has 2 exons. Lineage: Eukaryota; Oomycota; Peronosporomycetes; Peronosporales; Peronosporaceae. The record is from RefSeq and is a predicted model, not a curated record. The coding region runs from base 1 to 264 and encodes 87 amino acids.